Vollenhovia emeryi is the source of this 6456-nucleotide messenger RNA. RefSeq names its product serine/threonine-protein phosphatase 1 regulatory subunit 10 (gene PNUTS). The transcript has 9 exons. NCBI's taxonomy places the organism in Eukaryota, Metazoa, Arthropoda, Insecta, Hymenoptera, Formicidae. The record is from RefSeq and is a predicted model, not a curated record. The coding region runs from base 1132 to 4842 and encodes 1236 amino acids. Gene Ontology annotation, molecular function: metal ion binding.
UGAAUCCAGCCUAAGACCGUGCUCCCGAUUCUACCAGAGCGCGCUGCAAACACAAAUCAUACACGUAGGCGCAAUAGUGCCCAUCACUGUUCUCUCCGGGUGACGUAGUACGUCGGAGGAAGAAGUCGGAGUCAAUGCAGAUUUUAGACGGAGUUCGACGCGGCGCCGAGGUGCAUCCCGGGGUGACGUAAUCCUGUUCGACGUCGCUCUCAAAUUGCAAGGCACUCAUCGUCGCGCGACGGCGCGACAACAGGCAUUCGUGUGAUCCAACGGCACAUCGGCGCGUCGCGCAUAUGACUCGCCGUAACAGGAUAUCGCUCGGCGACUUCCGGCUCGUGUGGGCCCCCAGCGGUAAGUCUCACACUUACGUAGUCAGGUGAGGAUCGUUCGGACGAUUUGUCUUUUGUCAGAUAUCGACUGCUGCGUCGGCCGAGACGAGAAAUAUAGAGACGGGCGCGCGCAUCCGGCAACGGCGGCGGAUUCUAGCCGACGUUUGAUUGCAGAUCGCAAGUAAACUGCGGGAGCUUGCGCGGAUGCGGCGGUACGCGUUAGAGCUCGACGGACGCAACGGGAGGAAGCGCAGCGGGUUGCAGCCAGGCUACGCAUUGUCAUUCUCAUAGGCAAUAUUCAGUUUCUUACCAUCACCAGAAUCACCACGACAUUUAUUUUCCGUAAAAGGGAUUUAAUUUUAAUCGACUGUGAGUGGCUAUUCCUAUUCUCUGGCAAGAAUCUUGUAGAACGAGCUUAGCAAAAAAAAAAGAAAGAAAAAAAACCAUUAUAUCCGUGGAAAGUACUGGAAUCAUUGUGUGUAUGCACACAUACACAUAUAUGUAUACAUAUAUUUAUAACAGGAAUAUUCGCAGUUCGAUCAACGUACAAUUCCCAUCGGGCUACGGGGAUUGCGCGAGGAAUGUCAGACAUUCCGCGUAAUCGCAACGUAGACCGACGUGGGCGUGAACGGCGAUACAAGCGCCGUCGUCUCAAGGUGAAUCGUGUCGGAACUGUGACGGGUCUCGCGUGGGUUAAGUAAGCGGAUACGUGUGAGACUCGCGCGCGGACGAGCUCGCACCCGAGCCCCGAGCCACGUCCGGAGUGAUGGAAAUACGCUAAGACGUCCUGAGUAUCAGCAAAAUGCCACGUAUAGAUCCUCUAUCGUUGCUCAAAUGCCUUAGCGUUUUAUUGGGGCCAACAGGAGGUAUUAAGAGCAAAGAAGAAGUUCACCGAUUAGCUAAUUUAAUGACAAAAUUUUCUAAGAAGCUUGUUUCAAAAUGCAUUUAUAUACAAAUAUUGAAAACGACUAAUACGGACUUGCUUAGUCAAUUUAUGAGCGCCGGAGGAUGGAACCUCAUACACACGUGGCUCACCGAUGGCAUUCUUGCCAAGAACUGGGCCCUCAUUCAGGAACUUCUCGAGCUCCUGCUGCUCUGUCCAGUGGACAUCGAGCGGUUGAAGAGCAACAAUUGUCCAAAGCUGAUCAAAGGCUUGUCGAAGGAAGGUAGUCACCAGGGUGUUCGAACGCUGGCCAGUCGGCUGGUGGAGCAGUGGCUGAAAAUCGUAAAGGGAGAGGCGGCGCCGAAUUCGGUACCGGCUCAAAUCAUGACAGUCCCGGUGCAGUCCCCUGUUACGGGCCAAACCGCGACCGUACCUUCGUCCCAGCAGCAACAACAGCUGCAGCAGUCCGCGAACACUCAGCAGGUCGUGGACGCCAUCGAAAAUGCGACCGUUCACAUACAGGACCUUAAUCUCGCGCAACAAUCUACCGCGAGUACAAACCAUCAAGAUCAGGAGAAGCAGCAGCAAUUGCAGGAGAGGCUACAGCCGCAAACGGUGCAAGUCGUCGGCAAGGCCCAGCAAGCGCAGGCGCAACAACAGCAAGCCACGCAGCAACAAUGUAAAAAGCAAUCCUUCGUUGUCGUAUCGACGUCCUCAUCACUGCCUGUUUACAAGAUCACCAUUCGCGAUGGCAAUCAGGUCCUCGCGAAAGUAGAGACCGACGCCGCGAAUAUAAGUAACAUCCUGAACCCAGCUGGCACGAGUACGGACAGCGGAUACGACCUGACUGCUGCGCAGGAGGCGGUGCCAGAGGUGGAGGAGCUGGACGAGGCGGAUGAAAAUGACGGCGCGGUUAGUGGUCGAGACGAUUCAGUAGAUGUUGUACAAUCGGACGAUUCGGCACACGUUCCUAGUGAAGUGAAACAGACUGCGGUUAGUUCUAAAGAUAAUCAGGAUACUGAAGGUGUUAAAAACAAAGACGUUAAAGACUCUAAGGACGUUGUCAGUAGUGAUAGUAAAUCUAGUGACAAGGAAAAUAGGGACUCUCAUAAAAAGGAUGACAAAAAGUCCAGUUCCGAGAAGAAAAGUAGCGGCCAUCAUCACGGCUCAUCUUUGUCUUCAUCACCGUCGUCGUCGACGUCGUCGUCUAAGAGCUCUAAGCACACGGGUACCAGUGCACAUCGUAGUAGCUCUACAUCCCAUAGAUCUAGUAGUCACCGUUCUAGUAGUAGUAGUUCUAAAAACUCCAGCUCUAGCAAAGAUAGGUCUUCCAAGGAUAAGGAUAAGCAUCACUCCAGUUCGUCUAGCAAACACAGCUCAAAUAAGAGUAAAUCCGAGCGAGACAAGGAACGGGAGAAGGAGAAGGAGAAGCAGAAGAAGGAUCAGGCGGAGAAGGAUAAGGCGACUCUGGAGAAGGUGCAGGGUCAAGCGCUGAGCUCCAAGGUGGGCAAAAUACCGAAGAAGCGUGCGGAGGACGAAAAGCCGAGCGACGCGAAUGGAAGGAAGUCCUCGACCGAGUCGCGCGACAACUCGAAGGAGAACAAGGAGAAGUCGGACUCGAAGAAGGACGCCGCUGCGACCAAGCCCGUUACCGAAAAGAAGAAUAUAUCCAUUUCCAUUGAGAACAGAAAGAACAGCCAGGACUCGGGAACGCGACCGAAGACGGUCAAGAUGUUUAACUCGAAAUUCAGGUCCACGGGCCUGGAGGAAGAGGUGAAACCGCCGCCACCCAGAUCGAAGAAGGCGGCUCCCGCUGCCGAUAAGAAGGUUCUACCGCCAAAAUUGCCCUUGAAGAGGCCGUCGCCGUUGCGGGACGUUCCGUUGGUGGAGAAACGUGCGAAGCUAUCGCUGGACUCGCCGACAACCCCACCGAGCGAGGAGAAGAAGGGAGGGAUUAAACUGAUUCCGCCAAAACCUAAACCGAUGGUGCUGCAAGAAAGCGACAUGUUCAUGGAUGCUCUCACUGCGUCUACGAAAAGUAAGGAACCGAGGAAGCGUAAACGAAGGGCUUCUAUCACGAAGGAUGGAUCCACUGAAGCCAAGAAACAAGAAACUGCUAAUGCUGAUAAUCGCGAGAGCACGCCACCACCUGCCUCGCCCACUAUCGUCGAAGAGAAAUCGGUCGUCCUCAAACCUAAUUUCAAGUUCUAUCAAGACACGUUGGAAAUAGAAGAAGACAAAGAUCAAAGGGAAAAGGAAAGCGAAGAAGAAUCAAAAAAAGAUAAAGAUCAGGCGCUUGAUGAGGAAAAAGACAGUAGAGACGAUGAUGAUAGUGGAAGUAACACACCAACGCCCGAGGAAGACGUGGAAGAAAUAAAAGAUGUAGAGUCACCAGAAGAUGUAUCGUCGGUAAUUUCGGACUCGAUGAAGAAGGACAGCUACCCCGAAAUACGAUACGUAGACGGACUUAAAAGCAUUCUGCUGCUUCAGAAACGUAAAGGGCCGAAGAAGGUUUUGAAGUGGGAAACGAAUCUAGAAUCUAUACGCUACUUCGAAUUGGACGAGACGGAAAGAGUUAACGUGACGAAGACAUUUACCGACAUGAAGCAGAUGGAGAAGCAAAACGAGAGGGAAGCAUUCCAGAUGGCCAGGAAAUUAAAUACUGAAGAUUUAAUGGAAGAAAAAACGAGAUGGAAACCUUUAAUUCCAAUUGAUCUACCGCCUCCGUUAGUGGACCCUGGCAAGGAUAGCAAAGAGAAGGAUGUUCAGUACGCUCGUGAGAAAGGCAUUCUUCAAGCGCUUUACUUUAAUCGAAGCAUGAUUCCGGACUCUGCGGCCGAGCCAGAUGAAGAGCGGCACCAUGUGAUGGCCGACCCGAAAGGAAUACCGUUAGACGAUCUCACGGGCAACAGGGAGAGCGAGAAAGAUUUUACAGCGGUACCGUGGCCGGAACCUAAGCCACAGCCUCCGCAACCGUCGACCGUAACGACGUUCCAUUAUCCGACGACGUACCCGCACAAUCAGCAAAGUAUGAUGACGACUAUGGGACCUCAGUCGACAAUGAAUCCCAUGCCGCAGAUUCCCCAACAGAUGAUGGCUCCCACGCAUAUGGCUCCCAUGUCUCCGGAGAUGGCGGGGCCGAUGCCAGCCACCGGUGGUGGCGGUUGGAGGACGGGCGACGGCAAAGUCCUCGUGCCGGACGUUGGUAUGAACCCGAUGGCGAAUAUGCCGGGUGGUUUUAAUCAGGGUAUGGAGGGCGGGCCCAUGGUACCACCGGGAAUGAUGGGGCCGGGGCCGCCACCCAUGUACAAUCAAGACGGCUACGGCAUGAUGUGCCCGGAAGACAUGGGAUACAAUAACUUCCAAGGUCCGCCCGGGCCGAUGUACGGUCCUGGUCCUGGACCUAACUUCCCGGGUCCGAGAGGCGCCCACAUGCACAACAGAGGCAGAGGUGGCCCCGGUUGGGGAUACCGUGGACCUGUUAGAGGGGGUUGGAGAGGUGUCGGUGGUGGGUGGCGAGGAAGCGGGAAACAGCCGCCGGUGUGUAGACAAUUUUCGAAAAAUGGUUACUGUCGAGUCGGAGACAAAUGUCAGUAUCUUCAUCCUGGUGUAAACUGUCCGCCGUUUUAAGAAUACGACUGAGGCAGUGAUCGAUUGAGUUGGAUACUAGUGACGUGCACCGAAUUGCAAUUGAUAUUGCUGCAAGAAUUGCUUUGAUUUGAGAUAUUUAACUCCGAGAAUGACGAGAAAGAGGAAGUGGUCAGCAUUACUUGACAGCAUUUUAACGAGGUGUGCGAUGAUUUCGCCCGAGUGGAUCGUUGUCUUGAUAAUAUUUCACUACGAAUUCGGGUGUGCGCACGAAGACAACACGCGAAGUCGGUCUUUAUUGAUGUGCAAUUUUUUUACAAAUUAUUUCUAUUUAAUAAUACUCCAUACGCGUACAAAAGUUAUGUAUUGACACGUCGAUGAAUGCCAUAUUUAUAUAUUUAUAUAUGGUUGUCACAGCAUUCGAUAUGUUGAUUACAAGCGCAUUGUGAAAUUGUGACAAUACCAUGUUCAUAUCGGCUGCUGGACAGCAGAGCAUUUUAUCAGAUUGCUCAAGAAUCUAGAUUUGCUAACGAAAUCUCUUUUCAGUUUUUAAAUUAUAAUAUACCUCUAGACUCGCGGAUAUUUGAUCCCCCCCCCCACUUUUUCAUUAUCUUUUAUGCGUUUAUAUACUUCCUAUGCGUUGUCGAAACGUUACGUUCUAUAUAUAUUUUUUUCAAGAAUGCGAUUUAAAACAUCGCAAAGAAAGUUAAAUUGUAUCCACGUGACAGCAAGGUGUUACGUAUGCUCACACAUACCCACCCAUAUGAAAUGUUGUUGAGAAUUAUGCUGUAUAUGCCGCUGCUUCGUGCUCGAAACACUAGAAUUCGAGGAUUGAGAUAUAACGAUACGUGCAUUCAAGCGAUUCCUGAUGGAACAGGAGUCUCUAUGUAAGAAGCUCUCAUAUUUUGAAGCGUGGUGCUACGUGCCGCUAGAAGCAUCUCAUAAGAUGAAGCUGAGGAUUCAUACAUGAAUGAUUAGUAUAGAUUUUUAUGUAUAGAUUCUUUGUAAAUAAGUUUGCAUAAUGUACACAGAGUGAAUCGGAUUGCGGUUGCGCCAACCUUUUGCCAUAGAAGAUGGACUGCCGAUCGCAACUGUAGCCAAUCCUGGAAAAAAAAUGGAAAGCAUCCCGUUAGAUAUAUGUCUCAAUCAUAUAAUAUCUAAUUCUAUCUCGAGAAAUAUAAUUAGAUAUUAUAUGGUUGAGACAUACAACGAGAUUUUUCCAUUUUUUCCCCAGGAUUUGCUACAGUUGCAAUCGGUAAUCCAUCUCCUAUGGUAAAAGAUUGGCCCCAACCACUCUGAUUCACCCUGUACAUAUAAACAGAUAAGUCUUUAUAUAAGGAUUAAUGUAGACUGGUAGGUUUAGUGUAACGGUCAAAAGAGCAGAUAAUAUUUAACAGGAAUAUGUACAUGUCCUUUAAAAUAGAAUGAGAUAUAAUCGGCCCGAUAUUAUUUCAGCUGAUUUCCCACGAGUUUUAUGUACAAAAUCAUACAACUAUUCUUUGCAAUUUCAACUCUCAUGGUAACCGUAUCGCCAACUCUUUACCACGUAAGAUGAUUGAUUACACCUUUUUGUAUAUGGUUGAUCGUUAUGUUUGUAUAUAACAUGUUGUAAAAGAUCACUUGAUGAAAAUACAAACAUCACAAUUAUUUUUUAAA